UGUACAUAGUAACAUUCCUAAAAAUGAGUUUAAAAGUUCCUUCUAUAACAAGACGUAAGGUUGAGAGCAAGGUAUGAUAUCCCAAUAAAUCUCCAAAGAGACUGAAUAAAAAGUUAGAAAUACUUCAAAAGAUCAAAGAAACUAAACUCAAAGAAAUAAUCAGUUACAGCUCAUCUAUGAAACGACAAACUAAUGAAACCAUGCAUCAGAAAGUGAAGAAGUAUUUCAAGAUGCUAUGCCCUAACCGAGGAAAUUUCAGCAUCUCUCGGGCAAUCCAAUCUCAAAGAGAAGCACUUGGCUCCUCAAGUAGGAUAGAAAAUAGCCAGAAUGGUCAAAAUAAUACUCAUGCUUCUUGGAAGAAGAAUAAUAUGCUAAGAGUAGAUAGAAGCUAUUUCUCAAAGACGAGAAGGCUGUCCCAGCCUCAUAAUUCCUCGAACAGGAGCCUCCGCACAACUAAGAGCAAUAUUAAGACUAUCCCUAAGAUUGAUCGGACGAGUAUUACAAAUACCAUCUCAAGAGCUAGUAAGGCUGAGCCUCAGGGCUUGUUUAUGCAUCCAGAGAAGUCGAAGAGAAUGAUCAGUAUCUCCACUGAUAAGUCGCUUAAUUCGACUUUUCAACAGUUCAGACAGGUCCCGAGCUCUACAUGUAGAAAAAUAAUAUUCAAGAAGAAGAGAAGUCAAGGAAAGAUGCCAGAAAUUCAGAAGAUCUCUAAAAUUUAUCUUAAAAAGGACUCCGAACUAGAUCAAAAUGAUAGUAUGGCGAUGGUUACUGGAGAUAAGACUUCUCCAAAUGGCACUCUGACCCCUACAGAGAUUGAGCCUAUCCAAGAAGAGCAGCUUGGAGAGAGCAUCAUGACCAAAGUUCCUCAAUUAAGAAUUCUUAAGGAAAAUCCCUUGAAUCCUAUCGAAAAUGAAAAAAAGAAAUAAGAUCUUGGAGAAACUCUUCGCGGUUAACUAUGAUACUGGACAGAAGAGUGAUAUUGGCAGCUAUAAGAAUGGCUAUCAGAGAGACAACCCUAAGCUCUCCUCUAAAAUGAGGAAACUUAACUCAACACAUGUGAAUGGAUUCCAUCAGCCUAAUAUCAACAUCGAGGUAUCUAAUAUUGGCCUUAACAGUAUGGGAAUGGAAAAAUACAAGAGUAUGGAGCCAAGCAGGAGAUAUAACAGCGUAUCCCGGGCUCCUUUCCAUACAUCUACGAGUAGAGACCCUGAGAUCUACCAAGAACGCAAGAUACUUAAUCCGAAAUUAAUCCUGAAGAAAUCUAAGAAAAGUGCACUUGCAAUUAAUGAAAUUGGGAUCCUGAAAUUCCUUAAUAAAAAAUAACAUAAUUCAAUUUUAA
Molecule: messenger RNA, 1339 nt
Organism: Moneuplotes crassus
Lineage: Eukaryota; Ciliophora; Spirotrichea; Euplotida; Euplotidae
Source: the annotation of a GenBank genome assembly